GUACUAAACUAUCAAAUAAGAAGCUGAUUUUUCUUUCAAAGAAAUUAAUAUACUUGCAAAUACGCUGAUACCAUAAUGAGCAUUUCAAAUCAAUUAUUGUUUUUCAUAUCUUUGCUUAUUUACGGUGCUGUCGGAAUUGAGACGAAGAAUUGCAGUUACAGCGAGCCUUCCAUAUCUUACUUGGAUGCUGCAGUGGAUAUGAUUGCAAAAGCGAAGGUGGCUUUCCCAGUCUGUGCACCCGUUUUGGCGAAGGAAGAAACAAAGCCCAUGGAUUGCGCAGAUGUGUUGGCCAAUGGCCACAACGAAAGUGGCGUUUAUACCAUCUGGCCAAAGAGUCGAGUGACCGAAGACAGACCACUAAACGUGUUUUGCGAUAUGGACACAGAGGGAGGAGGAUGGACUGUGAUACAGAGGAGAGGAAAUUUCAACAGAUCGAAACAUUUUUUCUACAAGGGUUGGACAAGUUAUAAGAAUGGUUUCGGAGACAUUGAAAAAGACUUUUGGUUAGGAAAUGACAACAUAUUCGCUUUGACCAAUCAACGUUUGUACUCAAUUCGCUUCGAUCUGAAAGCAGUGGACGGAGAAGAGAGGUAUGCCCUUUACGACAAGUUUUGGAUCGAUGACGAGGUCAACAACUACACAUCGCACAUUAAGGACUAUAGUGGCACAGCAGGUGACUCAAUAAAUUACAAACACGACAAUCAGAAAUUUUCUACAAAAGACAGAGACAAUGAUAAUCACAAAAAUAACUGCGCUAGCAUAUACAAAGGUGGAUGGUGGUACAAUGCGUGUCACGACUCGAACUUGAAUGGUGUGUACCACAGAGGGCCACAUGAAAGCAUAGCUGACGGUGUCAACUGGAAAUCUUUUAGAGGGCACAAAGAGUCUCUUGACACUACUGAAAUGAAGAUCCGCCCUAAAAACUUUAGAAAGAAACUAACUUUCAAUGAAAAUAUCUGAUAUUGUACAAUGAAACACU
Molecule: messenger RNA, 979 nt
Organism: Argiope bruennichi
Lineage: Eukaryota; Metazoa; Arthropoda; Arachnida; Araneae; Araneidae
Product: techylectin-5A-like
Exons: 6
Coding region: 76-960 (294 amino acids)
Source: RefSeq, a predicted model, not a curated record